Messenger RNA from Rubroshorea leprosula, 2779 nucleotides. The record is from the annotation of a GenBank genome assembly. NCBI's taxonomy places the organism in Eukaryota, Viridiplantae, Streptophyta, Magnoliopsida, Malvales, Dipterocarpaceae.
AUCCGUCGUACUCUUUCGAAAUCACGAUUUCCAUUUUCCGUAAACCCUCAUCUCUUCGAUCUUGUUAUUGCUUCCUUUGUCCCGUCGAUGGAGCUCCAGAGUCACCAAGAGCAGGGUCUCCCUGAGAGGAAAGGACAGAAGCGAAAACUGGAGGAAGAAAUUCAAGAGGAACCGGAGAUCUCACUCCCGCCGUCCGGCGAUGCCCGCCACGCUAUCCUGUGCGAGGUAAUUGCUCAGGUUGACAUCCUCAACUACACCUUCUCUUGGCGCGAAGCUGACCGCGCUGCCGCUAAGCGCGCCACUCACGUCCUGGCCGAACUCGCUAAGAACGAGGAAGUUGUGAAUGUGAUUGUAGAUGGUGGUGCAGUUCCGGUCCUAGUGAAGCAUCUGCAGGCGCCACCAUUAAGUGAAGGUGAUCCAAACCAGAAGCCCUUCGAGCAUGAGGUGGAGAAAGGAAGCGCUUUCGCGCUUGGACUUCUUGCCAUAAAGCCAGAACAUCAGCAACUUAUUGUCGAUUCAGGGGCCCUGUCACAUCUUGUGGAUUUGUUGAAGAGACAUAAAGAUGGUUCUAGUUCUCGUGCUGCGAUUAGCGUCAUUAGAAGAGCAGCUGAUGCUAUCACCAAUCUUGCUCAUGAGAAUAGCAGCAUUAAAACUCGUGUUAGGAUGGAAGGUGGGAUUCCCCCCCUUGUUGAGUUACUUGAAUUUAUUGAUACAAAGGUGCAAAGAGCAGCUGCUGGGGCGUUGAGGACCCUUGCAUUUAAAAAUGAUGAAAACAAGAAUCAGAUUGUUGAAUGCAAUGCCCUGCCUACUCUCAUAUUAAUGCUGAGAUCAGAGGAUGCUGCUAUACACUAUGAAGCGGUUGGUGUAAUUGGAAAUCUGGUUCACUCAUCUCCAAACAUUAAGAAAGAUGUUCUUGCUGCUGGAGCUUUGCAACCUGUCAUUUCUCUGCUGAGCUCCUGCUGCUCAGAGAGCCAAAGGGAGGCGGCUUUACUACUUGGACAAUUUGCUGCUACUGAUUCUGAUUGCAAGGUUCACAUUGUUCAGAGGGGUGCUGUUGGACCCUUAAUUGCGAUGCUUAAAUCUCCGGACAUGCAGUUGAGGGAAAUGUCAGCCUUUGCUUUGGGGAGAUUGGCACAGGACACACACAACCAAGCUGGCAUUGCCCAUAGUGGGGGAUUAGUUCCAUUGCUGAAGCUUCUUGAUUCAAAAAAUGGAUCUUUGCAACAUAAUGCUGCGUUUGCUCUUUAUGGUCUGGCAGAUAAUGAGGAUAACGUAUCCGAUUUUAUUAGGGUGGGUGGUGUGCAAAAGCUGCAGGAUGGAGAGUUCAUUGUUCAAGCAACAAAAGACUGUGUUGCCAAGACAUUGAAAAGAUUAGAGGAGAAGAUUCAUGGGCGAGUUUUGAACCAUUUGUUGUACUUGAUGCGUAUAUCAGAGAAGUCAGUUCAGAGACGAGUUGCUUUAGCUCUUGCUCAUCUUUGUUCCCCAGAGGAUCAGAGAACCAUAUUUAUCGAAAACAAUGGUUUGGAGUUGCUUCUUGGGCUUCUUGGUUCUGCAAGCUCAAAGCAGCAACUUGAUGGUGCUGUGGCUCUAUACAAAUUGGCCAACAAAGCUAUGACUCUCUCUCCUAUUGAUGCUGCUCCCCCCUCUCCAACACCACAGGUUUAUUUGGGCGAGCAAUAUGUAAACAGUGCUACGUUGUCGGAUGUUACCUUUCUUGUUGAAGGUAAACGAUUCCAUGCUCACAGAAUUUGCCUUCUUGCUUCUUCAGAUGCAUUCCGUGCAAUGUUUGAUGGUGGUUACCGGGAGAAGGAUGCAAGGGAUAUUGAAAUUCCAAACAUAAGAUGGGAGGUUUUUCAAUUGAUGAUGAGAUUUAUAUACACUGGGUCAGUCGAUGUUACAUUAGAUAUUGCACAAGAUCUCCUAAGAGCUGCUGAUCAGUAUCUCUUGGAGGGACUUAAGCGACUCUGUGAGUAUGCCAUUGCACAGGACAUAUCUUUGGAAAAUGUUUCAAGCAUGUAUGAACUUUCAGAAGCCUUCAAUGCUAUAUCAUUAAAGCACACAUGCAUUCUGUUCUUCUUGGAGCAGUUUGAUAAGUUGAAUGCAAGGCCUGGGCACUCUCAUCUUAUCCAGCGUAUUAUUCCUGAAAUCCGCAAUUACUUUGCCAGAGCACUUACAAAACCUAACCAACAUAACCUGCGGCUAUAGAUGACUGGCUUUUACCCCUUGAUCGCUAACUAGAAGUUGUACAUAAAAUAGCAAAUCUUGAUGUUCUGGAGCCAGAUGAAGAUUCUAAUGGUUCCUUGUAGGAUGGUUCGUGAUCAUUUUCUUAUGCUGGAGCUACAUCACCUUCAGUCAAACCAUAAGUUUCUUUUAUUCUUUGUCUUAGAUAUCGAUAAGAAUAGGUCUUCAUCAAACACUUCGAUCAUCAUGCAUUGUGAUGGAUAUUCGAGUGAAGUGUACUUGAACCUUCUUCUUCUUCUUCCUUUUUCUUCUUUUUUUUUUUUAUUUUUUUUUAUUUUCCUUUUUCUAUUUCUUCUUCUUCUUCUUUUUCUGAGUCGUCAUUCAUUGAAACGGCGGUGUAGGUUUGUUGGUGUUGUACUCAUAACUUUGUAGUGUAUCUGAAAAAAUUGAUUUGCAUAGCUUGUGGAAUUCAUCUUUACUUCGGUUCUGAAUGCUAAUAUGGGAUUUAUUUGAAUUUAUCCGUUCAAUUUCAAACUCAAUGUCUAGUUUUGUGGAAUAAUAAUAAUAAUAAUAAUAAUAAUGAAUUUGAUAUUGAUUA